Molecule: messenger RNA, 786 nt
Organism: Alternaria atra
Lineage: Eukaryota; Fungi; Ascomycota; Dothideomycetes; Pleosporales; Pleosporaceae
Exons: 1
Coding region: 1-786 (261 amino acids)
Biological process (GO): N-terminal protein amino acid methylation
Cellular component (GO): cytoplasm
Molecular function (GO): N-terminal protein N-methyltransferase activity
Source: RefSeq, a predicted model, not a curated record
AUGGUCGAAGACCCGCCCCUCGCCAUUACCCCCGAGGCCGAACGCCCCGACGCUUCGAUAGAUAUUACCCACUCGCUCGAAUACUGGAACAGCGUCUCGCCAGAUGUCAAUGGCAUGCUUGGCGGGUUUCCCCAAACUUCGCGCAUCGACCUGCAGGGCUCUUCCAACUUCCUGACCAAAUUGCGCCGGGGCAAAUCACAGGCAUCUAAAGAACCGCUGCCAACUCUGGAACGCGUCGCAGACUGUGGUGCGGGUAUUGGGCGUAUAACAAAGGGUUUGCUGCUGGCUGUCAGUAAGAAGGUGGACGUAGUAGAGCCGGUCAAGAAGUUUACCGACGAGUUGGUGCAAAGCCUCGGAAAUGGAGAGUACGCUGGUGAUGGAGAAGACAAGGAUGGAAAGGGUCAGGUGGGCCAAGUCAUAAAUCUGGGAUUGCAGGACUGGAUACCUGAGCCUGGCGCAUACGAUGUCAUCUGGAACCAGUGGUGUGUGGGGCACUUGACCGACGCCCAACUCGUUGUCUACCUACGACGAUGUAGCGAAGGCUUGAAGAAAGCACCAGAAGGAGAUGCGACGAGCAGGAGCUGGGUUGUGGUCAAGGAGAACAUGUCGACCGACAUCCACCACAAGGAUAUCUACGACGAUGAGGACUCAAGCGUCACACGAUCAGAUGAGAAGUUCAGGGCCUUGUUCCAGGAGGCAGGGUUGAAGAUUGUAGCAACGGAGCAACAGAGAGGAAUGCCUAGAGAACUGUUCCCCGUCAGGAUGUACGCGCUCAGACCCGAGUAG